This is a messenger RNA of Perca fluviatilis (European perch), 2079 nucleotides long. It is a transcript of the gene irgq2, whose product is annotated as immunity-related GTPase family, q2. The transcript is spliced from 2 exons. Gene Ontology annotation, molecular function: GTP binding. The record is from RefSeq and is a predicted model, not a curated record. Gene Ontology annotation, cellular component: membrane. NCBI's taxonomy places the organism in Eukaryota, Metazoa, Chordata, Actinopteri, Perciformes, Percidae. Bases 132 to 1271 code for a protein of 379 amino acids.
AGCUAGACGGACACAGACACUUUAAAUAGAUCAACCUGACGCUGCUGCUCCUUCAGAGCUGCAGAAGAAUCAACAUUUGACAACUUGGAACACAUAUUUCAACCAGAGGGCUGCUUCUCUUCCAGAUCUAAAUGGCUGAUGUUUUCAGAAGCCUGAACCUCCUAGAGACCCUCAAAGAGUCCAUAGAGCUCAAUAAGUUAUCAGAUGUCAAGGAUGCAGUGGAAGAUCUCCUGAUCAGCAGGAUCAACUUAGCUGUCAUCGGGGGCCGUGGGGAUGAAAAAUUUGCCUUUAUAAACUCCAUCCUUGGCCUUGGUCCUGGGGACGACGGAGCAGCUCCGUCUCCAUCAUCUGUUGCCCCAGAGGAAUUGGCAGUUUACCCAAACCCUAAACACCCCGACUUUCGCCUGUGGGAUCUGCCACCUGUCCCACCCGCCUCUCCAUUUGAACCCGAGGGAUACAUGGAUAGAGUUAAAUUCCCCCGCUAUAAUGCCGUCUUAAUGACAUUCACACAGACACCCCAACCCAACAGUGUGGACGUGUACUUGGAGGCCCGGUCACAGCAGCGGCAAACAGUGUACUUUAUUCUCUUAGCUUCAGCAAAAGACACAGAAAAAAGCCUAGAAGAAAAGAGGAAAGCCAGUAUGGAAGUGCUGACAUCUCAGGGUGUGACACUGCCUAAAGUCUACCUGGUGAGACCCUCCACCCUGGAGAACUUUGACUUCCCUGGCCUGUUGGAGGACAUGGGAGGAGACCUUCCAGAGAUCCGAGCCCACGCCCUUCUCUUGGCUCUCCCGACACUUACCUCCACCCUGGUCAGUCAGAAAAAGGAAGCAUUCAAAGCACUAGUAUGGGCAGCUGCCUCGCUAUCUGGUGGGAUGUCGGCUAUUCCUGUUCCCUUUGUGGCCUCCAUGGUGGACUCAAGUGUUGCAGUGCGGAUUCUAACCAAAGCACAAUUAUCUCUGUGCCUGGACGAUGAUUCGGUCGAGCGACUGGCCCGACAGCGGGGCAUGGAACCAACAAGACUCAAAGGGCUGCGGACUUGUGUGUUGUCAGUGGAGGUUACUAAAGGUGAAGUGAAAAAGCGUCUGGCAGCGGCAGAAAAAGACUUGGCCACGGUUUCAUCUAAACUGGUGGAGAUGGCGAUGCCCGUUCAUGCCCGUUCUGCCAGCCGCUCCUUCUCUGCCAUGCUGCAAGCAUUAAAUAGCACCAUGGAUGAAAUGGCAGCUGAUGCUGAGAAGAUAGUGGCUGUUGCUCUUGGGGAGGGAAAGUAAAAUCAAAUGUUUUUUUCUUUGUGUAAGGUUUCCUGUUUAUGUGUGAUUUACCUUUACGUUUUGGGAUAUAAGAAACACACAAUUUAUAAAAUACUUCAGAAAUCUUUUGAUAGCCUACGUUUUCACACUUUUUAAUGAGCUAGAAGUAAAUCAUGUAAAUACUGUGUAAGCAUACAUUCUGCAAAUAGAUGUCAAAUACUGUAAGCUGCUCAGUGCCAAAAACCCACCCUGAACAGAUGCUUUCACUUUCCCUGUUAACAAAACCAUUGAAUAGAGGAAGUGAGAGGAAUGUUGCUAUGCCUUCUGUAGCGAGCAAGUUGAAGGAGAAAAUUGUAUCACCUUCAUCAGUACAACUAUAAAAGAUUAUGUUCUCUGGCUUGCAUGAUUGGCCAUGCAAAUUUUUCAAGAUUUUAGUUGAACUGUGAAAACUUCCUUUUUUUUUUUAAAUCUUACUCUUACUUUAAUAAGGAUGGUGUGUGCUACGGACUGCUGUAAGUGAAUCUUCUGAGGUAAGAACAAGCUUAUUUUUUAAAUCUUUCAGUCUUAAAUAGUUCCUCUAUUUGACUGCCUAAUUUAACUAAAAAAGUAAUCUCUGUCCGUGAAAGUUCCGUGUCAAUCAUUGAUGAGGUACAAUGUCUGAGAAAUUUUAGUUUUCUAAAUAAGUAUACAGUGGCAUUUGUAAGUGAAGUAUAUGUUGUAUAUUGAGCUUUUAAAAACACUAUUAUUUUUGACAAUAUUACAUAUAAAUUUUGGGGGGAUAAAUGACCAAAUCUAAAAAAUAAAGGCAAUGUAAUGUUUGCACUCUCAA